UGGGAAAUACGUUGUAUCCCGUGACCAGUAAUUGUGUUUCAAGUAGAGGUGACCCUCCACCGGACGUAAAGAGUGUUCAGGAGAGAGCGGACUGAAGAUUGAACGAUGGCCGAACCCCUUAAAGUUCUGGUGACUGGAGCUGCAGGGCAAAUUGCCUACUCUCUACUUUACAGCAUUGCCAAAGGAGAUGUCUUUGGAAAAGACCAGGCUCUGGUACUUGUUCUGCUUGAUAUCACUCCAAUGCUGUCAGUACUGGAAGGUGUGGUGAUGGAAUUGCAAGACUGUGCUCUACCGCUUCUCCGAGAGGUUAUCCCAACUGAUAAAGAGGAGGUUGCUUUCAAGGACAUUGAUGUAGCUGUACUAGUUGGCUCUAUGCCAAGAAAGGAAGGUAUGGAGAGGAAGGAUUUACUGAAAGCAAAUGUGAAGAUUUUCAAGUCUCAGGGUGCUGCAUUGGACAAAUAUGCUAAGAAGACUGUCAAGGUCCUUGUAGUAGGGAAUCCAGCAAACACAAAUUGCUUGAUUGCUUGCAAGUCUGCUCCAUCCAUCCCAAAAGAGAAUUUCUCUUGUCUGACUCGACUGGACCACAACAGAGCAAGAUCUCAAGUUGCAAUUAGAGUUGGUGUCCCGUCUGAUGAUGUGAAGAAUGUUAUCAUCUGGGGCAACCAUUCCUCUACUCAGUAUCCUGAUGUAUGCCAUGCAAAAGUAAAAGUUCAAGGCAAAGAAUUGGGUGCCUAUGAGGCUGUUAAGGAUGAUGCCUGGCUCAAAGCAGAGUUCAUCACUACUGUUCAACAGCGAGGGGCUGCUGUAAUCAAAGCACGAAAACUGUCUAGUGCAAUGUCUGCUGCCAAAGCAAUCUGUGACCACAUGCGAGACAUCUGGUUUGGUACUCCUGAGGGAGAGUUUAUCUCAAUGGGAGUUAUUUCUGAUGGAAACUCUUAUGAUGUUCCUGAGGGCCUAAUCUACUCAUUUCCUGCUGUUAUCAAGAAUAAGGAAUGGAAAAUUGUUGAAGGCCUGCCUAUCAAUGACUUUUCCCGUGAAAAACUGGAUGCUACAGCAAAAGAGUUGGUGGAAGAGAGGGACACCGCACUGGAGUUCAUAGGAAGUGUGUGACUAAAUAGCAAAACAGAAAUGAAGCAGCACUUACAACGUCACAGUCAGUGUCGUUUAUAAGCUCAACGUCCUUGCUCUAUGUACGAUGUGAACAUCCUUUAGUUUUGCUGAUGACAAUGUAGAAUGUGUCAUAUUCUUGUAUUCAGUACAGCACUUGCUUGAUUUCAGAUGCACAAUAAAAUUGUCAACGAAUUUACA
Polypterus senegalus (gray bichir) is the source of this 1308-nucleotide messenger RNA. It is a transcript of the gene mdh1ab, whose product is annotated as malate dehydrogenase 1Ab, NAD (soluble). Gene Ontology annotation, molecular function: L-malate dehydrogenase (NAD+) activity. Lineage: Eukaryota; Metazoa; Chordata; Cladistia; Polypteriformes; Polypteridae. The record is from RefSeq and is a predicted model, not a curated record. The coding region runs from base 106 to 1110 and encodes 334 amino acids. Gene Ontology annotation, biological process: oxaloacetate metabolic process; malate metabolic process; tricarboxylic acid cycle. Gene Ontology annotation, cellular component: mitochondrion; cytosol. The transcript has 9 exons.